Messenger RNA from Trichosporon asahii var. asahii CBS 2479, 837 nucleotides. RefSeq lists its product as uncharacterized. Bases 1 to 837 code for a protein of 278 amino acids. Gene Ontology annotation, molecular function: phosphoprotein phosphatase activity. NCBI's taxonomy places the organism in Eukaryota, Fungi, Basidiomycota, Tremellomycetes, Trichosporonales, Trichosporonaceae. Gene Ontology annotation, biological process: dephosphorylation. The record is from RefSeq and is a predicted model, not a curated record. The transcript has a single exon.
AUGACUCAGCUCAGCCCCGAGGCUCUCAACGAGCUCGCACGCCGCGAUGUCGCCACGCCCAUCACUGGCGAUGAACUUCAAACCGCCCUUGCCUCCCCACCUUUCGUCGACGGCGGCUUGAUCAACCUCCGCGACCUCGGCCUCGUCCCCAACUGCCCUAUUCCCGCGGGAAAGUUCUUCCGCUGCGGACAAAUCGUGGAGAGCGACCAGGCGAACCAGUGGAUCCGCGAUCAUGUGAAGGUCAUCGUUGACCUUCGCAAGGCGGGCGAGCGCAAGAGAAGUCCGGACCCCGAGAUUGAGGGUGUCGAUAACAUCUGGUACGACCCUGAGCAGGACGGCUGGAAGGCGCAGAAGCUUCUGAUUGAGGACUUUGAGCGUGAGAACGGCUCAGCCAUCGGCUGGGCUGAGCAAUAUGUCCUCGUUUUGCGGUACUACCACCGUACCUUCCGCGCCGCCCUCGAGCACAUCAGGGACCACCCGGAGGACCCCAUGCUGUUCCACUGCUCUGCCGGGCGCGACCGCACCGGCAUCUUCGCGUGGAUCCUGGAGUAUCUCGCCGGAACUCCCGAGAAGGAUAGGACGUUCGAUUACCUGUUGACCCGUAUUGGCAUCGAGCCCGCGCGCCUCAUGUUUGAGAACCACUUCAAGACCAGCUGGGGCAUCACCGACCUGACGAAUAAGGGCUAUCUGAAUGCCAUGACGCUUUCGCCGGACUGCUUCACCCUUGUCACGGAGGAGGUCACCAAGGAGUACGGCGGGUGGGACGAGUACCUGGAGAAGAAGCUUGGGUUCUCCAAGGAGGACCUCGACAAGAUCAGGGCGAACCUGACGAAGUAG